Molecule: messenger RNA, 372 nt
Organism: Lathyrus sativus (Indian pea)
Lineage: Eukaryota; Viridiplantae; Streptophyta; Magnoliopsida; Fabales; Fabaceae
Source: the annotation of a GenBank genome assembly
AUGGCCAAGCUUGCAAAACUAACAAAACUCAAAUCCGCCAUCAAAAGAUGGCCAUCCUUAACCAAACUAACCCGCAACAGCAGCUCCGUGUCUUCCUCCUCCAAGCAACACGAACACGAACACGAACAACACCUUCACGCUGUCUUCGUCGGAAAGUCGCGGCGACGGUACCUCGUGAACUCUGAAGUUGUUCAACAUCCUGUUUUUCAGGAGCUGGUGGAUAGGUCUUGUUGUGAGGAUGGUGUUGUGGUUGUUUCUUGUGAAGUUGUUUUGUUUGAACAUUUGUUGUGGAUGCUUGAGAGUGGGGGAAAUGAGACACAGUUGGGAUCCAUGGAUGAACUUGUUGAGUUCUACGAUUGUGGUGCAUGUUGA